GCUUUGUAUGCAGAGAAGAGGUUAAUUUCCGCAGAAGAAGCGAUCUCUCGAGAGAAAGAAAGAUGUAUGACUAAAGUGUGGUCACUAAGCUAAGUUUAAGAGAGAUAAGAUAAACAGAAAGAAGAAGAAAAAGACUGAAACUAAUUCCUCUCUCGGUACUGAGCCAACGAGUGAAGCUCCUCCCACAGGAAUCACAUCAUCAGUGAAGCUCCUCCCACAGGAAUCACAUCAUCAGUGAAGCUCCUCCCACAGUAGUUCACCAAUAAAUGCUGGAACAUCUCAUCAGUUCAGAAGAGAAGAAGAGCUGAAAUCUGUCAAGUCUGAGUUUAUUGAAGAGGACAGAGAGAAGAUGAGAGAUCAAGAAGCCUCAACCCUCAGAAUCAAACACACUGAAGAUACUGAAAAAACAGAGCUGAUCGAAGAGAACCAGGAGAGUGAAGAAUUGAGUGAAGUUGAGGAGAAAAAUCAUGUCAAAACCAGAGAAAAAUUUCUGAGUUGCCCUCAAACCAAACAGAAAGAUUAAAAGAAAAGAAGAGCCAAGAAAUCUUUCACCUGCACUCAGUGUCCAAAGAGUUUCACAAGCAAAUCUUAUCUUGAUAUUCACAUGAGAGUUCACACUAGAGAGAGACCAUACACAUGUGAUCAGUGCGGCAAGAGUUUCUCUCAAAAAAAAUACCUUCCAUUGCACAUGAACAUCCACACUGGAGAGAAACCGUACACGUGUGAUCAGUGCGGGAAGUGUUUCACACAAUCAACAAACCUUAAUAGUCACAUGAAGAUCCACACAAGAGAGAAACCGUACACUUGUGAUCAAUGUGGGAAGAGUUUCACACAAUCAACAAACCUUAAGAGACACAUGAAGAUCCACACAAGAGAGAAACUGUACUCAUGUAAUCAGUGCGGGCAAACAUUUUUGUGGGCUUCAAACCUGAAAAGACACCUGAGAGUUCAUACACAGGAGAAGCCAUAUUCGUGUGAUUUGUGUGGAAAGAGUUUUACAUUGCUACAAAGUUUGAAACAACAUCAGAAACUUCAUACUGGUGUGAAAGAGUACAUGUGCUUUGAGUGUGAAAAGACUUUUAUUUCAGCGGCCAAUUUAAAACAGCAUGAGAUGAUUCACACUGGAGAGAAACCUUACAAGUGUUCACACUGUGACAAGAGAUUCAAUCAGUCUUCAUACCUGAAAAAACAUGAGAGGAUCCACACUGGAGAGAAACCUUACAAGUGUUCACACUGUGACAAGAGAUUCAGUCGGUCAGGAGACCUGAAAACACAUGAGAUGAUUCACACUGGAGAGAAACCUUACAAGUGUUCACACUGUGACAAGAGAUUCACUCAGUCUUCAUACCUGAAAAUACAUGAGAGGAUCCACACUGGAGAGAAACCUUACAAGUGUUCACACUGUGACAAGAGAUUCAAUCGGUCUUCAUACCUGAAAAUACACGAGAGGAUCCACACUGGAGAGAAACCGUAUCACUGCACUGCAUGUGGGAAGUGUUUCAAUGAUUCAUCUGCUCUACACAGUCAUACAAAAAACAUUCACAGUAAGUAGAUAAUCUUCAGAUCCAGCACUUUCAGAUCUGAUGCUGCAAUAAUGCUGCAAGCAAUAAAAUAUCACCUGGAUAAAUCUGUCCUAACCAGACAUUACAAGCAACAUGACAGAAACAAGUUUUCACAGUUAAUAAAGUUCAUCUUCAUCUUCAAAAGCAACAGAUUCAACUGAGAUUCAGAUCAACUCAAAGAUGGAGUUUCUACCCAAAGAACAAUGUCGAAAUGUUUUAUUAUUGUAUAUCAUUUUGCUUCAUGAUAUAAAUGUUAUACUUGUAAUUUUAUAUGAGUUUCAUGUUACCGUAAUUCCUCAAAUAAAAACCGGUAGUCAAAUAAACGGCGGGCCUCUUAUAGUGGCCGGGGGCGUGGUAACACGGACAAAUUAAGGCCGGGGGGAAAUUUGUGCAGCAGAGCCAGAUAACGAACGUACACGCCCACUGCCGGAGCGUUUCUCGCUCUCGAGUCAAGAACCGGUUGCAUCGGUUUUCGGAUCACCAGUACACUGAACCGAGAAGCAUUU
Molecule: messenger RNA, 2068 nt
Organism: Carassius auratus (goldfish)
Lineage: Eukaryota; Metazoa; Chordata; Actinopteri; Cypriniformes; Cyprinidae
Product: zinc finger protein 93-like
Exons: 3
Coding region: 605-1552 (315 amino acids)
Biological process (GO): regulation of transcription by RNA polymerase II
Molecular function (GO): RNA polymerase II cis-regulatory region sequence-specific DNA binding; DNA-binding transcription factor activity, RNA polymerase II-specific
Source: RefSeq, a predicted model, not a curated record